This is a messenger RNA of Leptinotarsa decemlineata (Colorado potato beetle), 1749 nucleotides long. It is a transcript of the gene P5CDh1, whose product is annotated as delta-1-Pyrroline-5-carboxylate dehydrogenase 1. The record is from RefSeq and is a predicted model, not a curated record. Gene Ontology annotation, cellular component: mitochondrial matrix. Gene Ontology annotation, molecular function: L-glutamate gamma-semialdehyde dehydrogenase (NAD+) activity. Lineage: Eukaryota; Metazoa; Arthropoda; Insecta; Coleoptera; Chrysomelidae.
GGUAUGUCAUAUUACGUAAAUUGGACAUUCACCGAUUUACGUCACUAUUCUAUUCCUUUGGCAAAAGGUGUCAAAUGGAUGUAGUGAGAGUUGUUCUCUAUUAUUUGGUUUUAUAAAUUUCUAAAUUAUCAAAACUCUAGAGAUUGAACAAUGUUAUCUGUUUGUAAACAAACCUUCUCUGCGAGUCUGCAAAGAGCAAGUGUAAGAUGUCUAGGUUCUGUUGUCCCGGAGUUGAAGAUAAACGAUUUUGGGGUGAAAAAUGAACCUGUUUAUGAAUACUUGAAAGGAUCUAAAGAACGUGUGGAACUUGAGAAAGAACUUAAAGAAACAGCAGCAAAAACUGAGGAUGUACCUAUCAUCAUAGGUGACAAAGAAUUCAGAACCAAAGAUGUCCGAUAUCAGGUUAUGCCGCACAAUCAUAAGAAACAGAUUGCUAAGUUUUAUUAUGCAGACCGAGAUCUUCUGAAUAAAGCAAUAGAAACUGCUUGCGAAGCCCAGAAGAAAUGGGAUAUGGUACCGAUACCUGAAAGGUUGAGGAUUUGGGAGACUGCUGCAUCACUCAUGGCAAGUCAGUAUCGAGCAAAAUUGAAUGCAGCCACAAUGUUGGGACAGGCAAAAACUAUUAUCCAGGCUGAGAUUGACUCGGCAGCAGAACUCAUUGACUUUUUCAGAUUAAAUGCUUAUUUUUUGAAGGAAGCGACAAAAUAUCAACCAAUUUCUGAAAAUCCAAAAAUAACUAAAAACUCAAUGAGGUAUCGUGGGAUAGAUGGUUUUAUUGCAGCUGUGUCUCCUUUCAAUUUCACAGCCAUUGGAGGAAAUCUUGCAUACACCCCAGCACUCAUGGGUAAUUCAGUUUUAUGGAAGCCAAGUGACACUGCUCUCUUGUCAAAUUGGGUUAUAUUCAAUAUCUGCAGGGAAGCUGGAGUUCCGCCAGGUGUAGUCAAUUUUGUACCAGCAGACGGACCUGUUUUCGGUGAUACUAUUACAGCAUCGCCUCAUUUGGCAGGAAUUAACUUUACGGGAAGUGUACCGACAUUCACUAGACUCUGGAAACAAGUUGGAGAGAACAUACAUAUCUACAAGAAUUUUCCGAGGUUGAUUGGGGAGUGUGGUGGCAAAAAUUAUCAUUUCAUCCAUCCGACAGCUGAUGUGGAGACUGUUGUAAAUGGAACUAUCCGAAGUGCAUUUGAAUUUUGCGGCCAAAAAUGUAGUGCCUGUUCUAGGAUGUAUGUUCCAGAAUCCCUAUGGCCCAAGAUUAAAGAAGGCUUGCUAGCUAAAAGAGCUCAAUUGAAAAUUGGGGACCCAACUGACCCACAAAGUUUCACUUCUGCAGUUAUUGAUGAUAAAGCUUUUAAAAGAAUCAAGAAUUAUGUAGAUCAUGCUAAGAAGUCACCCAAUUUGGAAAUUAUUGGAGGAGGCAAAUGUGAUGACAGUGUGGGCUACUUCAUCGAACCGACGAUUGUCCAGACCAAAGAUCCCAAGGAUAAAAUUAUGACUGAAGAAAUUUUUGGUCCUGUUCUCUCAAUUUAUGUAUAUAAAGACAAUAAAAUUAAAGAAACCAUGGACCUUAUUGGAACAUCAACUUCCUUCGCUCUUACUGGGGCAAUCUUCGCACAAGAUGAGAAAUUCUUGAAGUCAGCUGUAGAAGAGUUAAAAAUGACAGCUGGUAAUUUUUAUGUCAAUGACAAAUCAACUGGUAGUGUUGUUGGGCAACAACCAUUUGGAGGUGCAAGGUUAUCAGGUAUUUAA